UCCGGUGUCCGGGACGCUGGAACCCCCUACCCCUACCGCCGCGGGGCGCCCUGGGAUAGCCGCGGGGUGAGCGCGAACGUGGCCGACUCCGGGAGCUGGGGGGCGCGGGGGAGUCGCUGAGGGCCCGGGCCCACGUGGUGGCGCCGCGGGGCGGCCGUGCCGGCCGGCCAGACGCGCAGCAAGCGGCACCAGGCCUGCUCGUAGGGGCCCUUGAAUGUUCAUCAUCCCGUCCCUGAGCUGCGGUCUCCAGGGUGCUGCCUGCACGGUACCCCAGCCCUCGCGGAGCAGGGGGUGCAUGCUAGUGUAGAAGGCAGGAAAUAAAGGGGGUGUGACUCCCUGCGCCCGCUUGUCCUCCUGGUGUGCUCUGGAACUGAUCCUGGCCGCUUCUGCGAACACUCCCGAUGCCUCAUUUGCCCCUGGCCUCGUUUCGGCCACCACUCUGGGGGCUGAGGCCCUCACGGGGCCUCCCCAAGCCCCGUCCCCUUUCCACACAAUCCGAGCCCCAUAGCUCCUCUGUCUCUCGGAGGAACCGUGAAGCCAAGCAGAAGCGCCUGCGCGAGAAGCAGGAGGCGCUGGAAGCUGCCAUAACCCGGAAAAGCAAGACACCCGCAGAGACCAGUAAGGCAUGGAGUCCUAAGGAGAUAGUAUUGUAUGAAAUCCCAACAGAACCCGGUGAAAAGAAAGAUGUGUCAGUACCCUUGCCUCCUGCUUACAGCCCCCGAUAUGUUGAGGCUUCUUGGUACCCAUGGUGGGUUCGAGAGGGCUUCUUCAAACCAGAAUAUCAGACGAGGCUGCCCCAGGCUACAGGAGAGACCUUCUCCAUGUGUAUCCCACCUCCGAAUGUCACUGGCUCUCUACACAUUGGCCAUGCACUGACAGUGGCUAUCCAGGAUGCCCUUGUGCGCUGGCAUCGGAUGCGUGGGGAUCGGGUACUGUGGGUCCCUGGCUCAGAUCAUGCAGGAAUUGCUACACAAGCUGUGGUGGAGAAACAACUGUGGAAGGAGCAGGGAGUGAGGAGGCAUGAGCUGGGCCGGGAGGACUUCCUUAAGGAGGUGUGGCAGUGGAAGGAGAAGUGA
Dipodomys ordii (Ord's kangaroo rat) is the source of this 1076-nucleotide messenger RNA. RefSeq names its product valine--tRNA ligase, mitochondrial-like. Gene Ontology annotation, molecular function: valine-tRNA ligase activity; ATP binding. Gene Ontology annotation, biological process: valyl-tRNA aminoacylation. The transcript is spliced from 6 exons. Bases 402 to 1076 code for a protein of 224 amino acids. The record is from RefSeq and is a predicted model, not a curated record. Gene Ontology annotation, cellular component: cytosol. NCBI's taxonomy places the organism in Eukaryota, Metazoa, Chordata, Mammalia, Rodentia, Heteromyidae.